GCAAUUGGGCAGUUUGGAUAUUCUUUUCCAAACGGUCUUCAAGUUGUGUAUAAAGGAGAAUGUUAAAGUCUUUGAAUGAGGGGGCUGUUGAGUUUUAUGUUUUUCAAGGGAGAAAAGUUUCGUUUGUUUUUGAGAAACCUUUGAGUUGUUUCAGUUUUACCACUUGUACCAAGUGGACUUGUCACUCUUGUCAAAGGCAACUUUGUCAACCAGUUGGCAAGGACAAGAACCUCGUAGCAACAUCUUUCUUCGGUUUGAAGGGACUGAAAACAAGUAGAUGCACUGUUCAUAGUGUACGAGCAGAUCGAAGAGAGUUAAGUGACGUUUCUGUUUACAAUGUAAAAGCUUCCUUGGGAGAAUCGGGGCUUUAUACGAGUUCUAGUCCCACUGUAAGAAGAGUAGAACCUCCUUCUGUGUCAGAUAGAAAAAUAGUAAGACUGGUCUAUGUUGUCUUGGAGUCACAAUAUCAAUCGGCUAUCACCGCUGCCGUCAAAUCUAUUCAUGCGAGCGAUAGAAAUAUCUCUUUUCAAGUUUCAGGUUAUCUUUUGGAAGAGUUGAGGUCAGCAGAAAAUUUGGAAAUGUUUAAGAAAGAUAUAGCCUCUGCAAAUAUCUUUAUUGGUUCUUUAAUAUUUGUUCAAGAGUUGGCUGAAAAGGUUGUUGAAGCGGUGCAGCCUUAUAGAGAUCAACUGGAUGCUUGUAUUGUUUUUCCUUCUAUGCCAGAAGUGAUGAGACUAAACAAAUUGGGUUCUUUUUCACUAUCUCGCUUAGGACAGAGCAAGUCAGCUAUUGCCCAAUUUAUGAGAAAGAAACGUAAGGAGAGUGGUGCAUCCUUUGAAGAAGGAAUGUUGAAAAUGUUGAGAACUCUUCCCAAAGUUCUUAAAUAUUUGCCUAGUGAUAAGGCACAAGAUGCACGUUCAUUUAUGUUGAGCUUUCAAUAUUGGCUUGGAGGUUCUCCAGAGAACAUUGAAAAUUUUCUUCUUAUGAUUGCUAGACAAUAUGUUUCUUCUACUAAGAAUAUAUCCAUUGGUGUUGUUCAGGAUCCUGUUGUAUAUCCUGAUAUUGGUAUAUGGCAUCCUGUAGCUCCAAAGAUGUUUGAAGAUGCCAGAGAAUACUGGAAUUGGUAUAAUAAGGAACAUGCACCACUUGCAGGACUCAACAAUUCUUCUCCCGUAAUUGGUCUUCUUAUGCAAAGAACUCACCUGAUUACUGGAGAUGAUUGUCAUUAUGUUUCUAUCUGUCAGGAACUGGAAGCACUUGGAGCAAAGAUCAUUCCCGUGUUUAGUGGAGGUUUAGACUUUGCUAUACCUAUAGAGAAGUAUUUUUAUGCAUUGGAUAUGAAUGGAAAAUGUACUUCGAAUCCUGUGGUGGAUUCAGUAGUAUCCCUAACAGGGUUUGCACUAGUUGGAGGACCUGCUCGACAAGACCAUCGCAAGGCAGUUGAAGCGUUACAAAAGUUAAAUAGGCCUUACUUGUGUUCGGUUCCUUUAGUUUUCCAAACGACAGAAGAAUGGGAAGAUAGUGAUCUUGGCCUUCAUCCUAUUCAAGUAGCUUUGCAAAUUUCCCUUCCUGAGUUGGAUGGUGCAAUAGAGCCUUUGAUAUAUUCUGGAAGAGAUGGACCUACUGGGCGUUCUAUUCCUCUUUAUGAUCGUGUGAAUAUUCUUGCACAGCGAGCCUUGAAAUGGGCUCGUCUUGGUAAAAUUCCUACUUGUCAAAAGAAGUUGGCUAUUACAGUGUUUUCUUUUCCACCUGACAAAGGAAAUGUUGGUACUGCUGCUUAUUUAGAUGUAUUUGGCAGUAUUUAUCGCGUAUUGGAAGCCCUAAAAGAACAGGGCUAUGAUGUUGGACCUAUUCCAGCUUCACCGGUAGAAUUAUUGAAUGAAAUAGUUCAUGACAAGGAAGCUCAAUUAACUUCUCCAGAAUUGAAUAUAGCUUAUCGAAUGAGCGUAGAUGAGUAUCGACAACUUUGUGAAUAUUCUGAAGAUUUGGAAGCCAAUUGGGGAAAGCCUCCUGGUUAUUUGAAUUCCGAUGGUCGUCAUUUGUUGAUUUUUGGCAAACACUAUGGAAAUGUGUUUGUUGGUGUUCAACCUUCUUUUGGCUAUGAAGGAGAUCCUAUGAGACUUUUAUUUUCUAAAAGUGCUAGUCCUCAUCAUGGUUUUGCUGCGUAUUACACUUAUUUAGAAAGAAUAUUUCAAGCUGAUGCUGUAUUACAUUUCGGAACACAUGGCUCUUUGGAGUUCAUGCCUGGAAAACAAGUAGGAAUGGCAGCUUCUUGUUAUCCUGAUCGUCUAAUAUAUUCCAUUCCUAAUAUUUAUUAUUAUGCUGCGAAUAAUCCUUCAGAAGCUACUAUCGCCAAAAGGAGAUCAUAUGCUAGUUGUAUCUCUUAUCUCACUCCACCAGCAGAGAAUGCAGGAUUAUACAAGGGAUUGAAAGAAUUGUCGGAAUUGGUUUCUUCCUAUCAAAGUUUGAAGAAUUCAUCUAUGCGAGCAGCACAAAUAUGUAACAGUAUUUUGGAGAAAGCAAAACAAUGUAAUUUUGAAAAGGACAUUGCAUUUACUAACGACUCAGAUGCAAAUAAUCUGAGCACAGAACAACGAGAUCAGUUGGUUGGAAUAAUAUAUCGUAGACUAAUGGAAAUUGAGUCUCGACUACUUCCUUGUGGUUUGCAUACUAUUGGAAGACCUCCUACUGCAGAAGAAGCUGUAGCUACUCUGGUCAAUAUUGCAUGUAUUGAUAGACCCGAAGAAGAAAAAGAACCUAUGAAGUCCAUCCCAAGAAUACUUGCCGAGUCCAUCGAUAGAAAUAUUGAAGAGAUAUAUUCGAAUGCAGACCGAGGUGUUUUAAAUGAUGUUGAGCUUCUUCAGACUAUUACAUUGGCUUGUCGAGAAACGGUACAUAGCAUAGUUAAUCAUGCCGUUAAUGAAGAAGGAAGAGUUGAAAAGGUAGCCAUUGGAUUUCUCACAGAUUGGUUUUCCAAGAAACAGUCUCCUUGGAAAAGUAUACUUGAAAAGUAUGGGUUUGGUUCCUAUUCUGAAGAAGAUAUGAAACCCAUAGUAAAAUAUUUGCAAUUCUGUUUACAGCAGUUGGUAUCUGAUCAGGAACUUUCUUCUCUUGUUAAAGCAUUAAAUGGAGAAUAUGUUAUUCCUGGUCCUGGAGGAGAUCCUAUUCGUAAUCCCGAUGUAUUACCAACAGGAAAGAAUAUUCAUGCUUUGGAUCCACAAAGUAUUCCAACCAAUGCAGCCAUAAAGACUGCAAAGAUAGUUGUAGACCGUCUUUUGGAACGUUAUCGUUUGGAAAGUGAAGAUAAGGAAACUUAUCCAGAAACUAUUGCUAUGGUAUUAUGGGGAACUGAUAAUAUUAAGACAUAUGGAGAGUCUCUUGCUCAAGUUCUUUGGUUGGUAGGAGUACAACCUGAACCGGAUCAGUUGGGAAGAAUUAACAAACUGAGACUGGUAUCUUUAGAAGAGUUGGGUCGACCAAGAAUUGACGUUGUUGUGAAUUGUUCUGGAGUUUUCCGUGACUUGUUUAUCAAUCAAAUGUCUUUGCUUGAUCGCGGUAUUAAAAUGGCAGCUGAAGCUGAUGAACCUUUGGAGUCCAAUUAUAUUCGAAAACAUGCUUUGAUGCAAGCAAAGGAAUGGAAUUGUUCCAUUCGUGAUGCUGCUAGUCGAAUAUUUUCCAAUUCUUCUGGUUCUUAUUCCAGUAAUAUUGGUAUUGCUAUAGAGAAUGGUGGAUGGGAAGAUGAGAAACAACUUCACGAUAUGUAUAUUUCAAGAAAAAGUUUUGCAUUCAAUUCUGAUCGUCCAGGAAUCAUGGAACAGAAAAAAGACUUGUUUGAGACGGUUUUAAAAAGUGCUUCCGUAACAUUUCAAAAUCUAGACUCAUCCGAAAUCUCUUUGACAGAUGUAAGUCAUUAUUUUGAUGCUGAUCCUACCAAACUGGUGCAAAGUUUGAGAACGGACAAGAAGAAGCCAGUUUCUUACAUUGCAGAUACCACAACAGCCAAUGCUCAGGUAAGGAGUCUAGAUGAAAUGGUUCGUUUGGAUACAAGAACGAAACUUUUGAAUCCAAAGUGGUAUGAAGGAAUGCUUUCUUCUGGCUAUGAAGGAGCAAGAGAGCUAAGCAAGAGAUUAAGGAAUACAAUGGGUUGGUCUGCUUCAGCUGGAGCUGUAGACAACUGGGUUUAUGAAGAGGCAAACGAUACAUUUGUAAAAGAUGAGAGUAUGCGGAAGAGAUUGAUGAAUAUGAAUCCCAAUUCUUUUCGUCAAAUGAUAAGCACUUUAUUGGAAGCAAAUGGUAGACAAUAUUGGGAGACAUCAGAAGAGAAUAUAGCAAGAUUGAGAGAGCUUUAUCAAGAAGUUGAAGAUAGAAUAGAAGGAAUAGAGUAAUUGAAUCCUUGUGCAAUGAUAUAAUAUAAAACAGCUUUUUCCAUUGUGAAGAUAAUUUCCCCU
Molecule: messenger RNA, 4445 nt
Organism: Galdieria sulphuraria
Lineage: Eukaryota; Rhodophyta; Bangiophyceae; Galdieriales; Galdieriaceae
Product: magnesium chelatase subunit H
Exons: 1
Coding region: 60-4382 (1440 amino acids)
Biological process (GO): chlorophyll biosynthetic process
Molecular function (GO): magnesium chelatase activity
Source: RefSeq, a predicted model, not a curated record